Cinara cedri is the source of this 19343-nucleotide messenger RNA. NCBI's taxonomy places the organism in Eukaryota, Metazoa, Arthropoda, Insecta, Hemiptera, Aphididae. The record is from the annotation of a GenBank genome assembly.
AUGCCGCGCGACCACGACGGAUACGUAUAAGGGAACGGCCGCUGCGACCUAGGCCGUUUCAGUCGAUUUUCGAACUAGAUAUCGUGAGCGUCGCAUUCGCGCGAGAGAGAUUUUAUGAUCGUUUUACGUUUUACGAAAUUAUUAUUCCCAACAUCAUCUCUGCGUGUAACACGCGACCGAAUUCGUAUUAUAUGCACGCGUUCUAAAGUAACGAGACGGACCGUUAACCGAUUCGAUUAAAUAUUAUAAUACCCGUUUAUCGCCCCGUCCAACGGUCGCCCGCGACGACGACGUCGUCAUCGCCCGACCGUGGCACCCUCGCGAUCGCAACCUUUCACUCUCGCGCACUCGUCCCGCUCGUCCUGUACCGUUCUGCAAUCGCGCCGCGGUGUGCUUUGCCGUCAUCGCGCAGAUCAACAGAUUAAAAAACCCAUCGCGCGUUUUUCGAGGUAAUAUCCGUCACGAAUAACAUUAUAUUAUAAUGAAUAUAUUAUUAUUGCAUUGUGAUUAAUUAAUACUCCGUAUACACCUAUAGGUACGCAAUUUGUUUGUUUGUUUUUUUUUUUUUUCGAUAUAAUUUUUAUGUUACGAUGAUAACACGUAAUAUGUUCAUGUAAUAAUAUUAUUAUUAUCUCAUUGCUUGUUUGAUUGUUUGUUUGUUUUAUAAUUAUUAUUAUUAUUUUCGUUGUUUGCGUUAUACAUAUUAUUAUACAUUUGUUUUUUUUUUUUUUUUUUUUUUUUUUUUUCAGUUGCACUGGCAUGUUAUUCGGUGACAACACCUAUAUACAUAUAAGUCUUAUACGAUUGUAUUAUUUUCCAUCCUGUAUAACGUUAUAAUUUCCUAUUGAAAUAAUAGAUUAUUUUGUUAAAAAUAAAAAAAAUUAUAAGCAUGUGCAGACACCACUUUUUACCGAUAUCAGAUAUUUGAAAUCGAAAACCCCGAGCUGAUACUGAAAUAAACCAAUUUUUUUUAUUUUUUUUUUAUUAUUAUUAUUAUUUUAACGCUUUUUUCAUAUUCCAGGAGUAUAGUAGAUAUUUAUCUCAGAAAUAUCGGUUUUAAAAACAUAAAGCCGAUAUCGAGUAUCGCGGUUUAUGUAUCGCGACCUGCCCCGAAACAAAUUGAAUUUAUUUCGUUUUGAACUCGGACGGUAUUAAAAUAAAUAUUUGCUCGCCGCAAAACAAUGUACACGCAUAUUUGUUUUACUAUAAAUUAUUUUAUUUUUACUGCAUAUCGAACGUUAUGUCAAUAUCAAACAGAUUUCCUCAUUUAAUAGUAUGUAUAUCGUUUAUAUGCAUACACAAUAUUACCGAACAAUAGUUAAUACCCGCCGAAUGGUUUUUUCGUUUUACCCAACCUAACAUUAACUCAAUAAUUGUUUAGUGUAUUAGAUGACCGCCGGUUAUUUGAAAAAUUCAACGAAUAAAAAAAAAAAAAAAAUUAAACACCGGUACGUUUCAAGUAGGCACAGACAUUUGCGAGACUAAUCAUAUAUUUACACACAUCACGUUCGCCUAAAUAUUUUCGCACGUUAUCGUGAUGUUGUUUGAAACGAUAUUACAGUUUUCAGAGUACACAGUCCAUUUUCGAAUAUUCACUUCGGCAAACGAAAAACGUAAUAAUCUUAUUUGGUUUGCACAUAAUAAUGUAAAAGUAUUACACGUACACUCAAAACGGAAUGUUAAAUUGAAAAUAUUAAAUCUAUAUUGUACGUCGGUCGUAUACUACGCAGCUACAACCGAUACAGUAUUCGUGUAUUCGUAAUAAGUAUUAACCCCUCCCAUUAAAUCGAUAACGAUAACUGUUGACAAAUAAGAAAAACUUCAAGAAACUUUGAAAACAAUUAUGCAAUUCGAUAUAAUAUAUCAAUAUACCUGCAACUACAAUAUAGGUCGGUAUUGUGGCCAAUAAACGCGGCCGUGGUAUAGGCGGUAAUCAAAGCUUUCAAUUAUUGCAUGUGCACCCGACGAAUGAUACACUGUUGUGCGUUGUACCUCGGUACGAUUUGACUUGGCAAAUUAGUAUUUUGUUUUUAUGUUUUGACAACGGAAAAAUAUUAUUACGAAUUAUUGAAGCAUAUUAUAUUGUUUGCACGGUGUUUAGAAUGUUUAAUAACUUAAUGAAACGGUAUGAAUUAAUUAUAUUAUUAUUAUUGUUAUUAUUGUAUGGAUACCUGGAGAACAAUAGAUUUCCAUAGUUUAAGCGUUACGAUAUAAUAACGACGUCUCUUAUUUAAAUGCGUAGUUAUUACGUUAAUGUAAACAGUGGCGUGCGCAGGGUGGGAACGAUGAGUGUUUGUUCAAUAAUUUUAAAUUUUAACUAAAUUACGUGGAAAAUAAGUUUGAUUUAUUGCGUACGAAUUGACUUUUUUUGGAUCCGGUUUUUAAACUUUCAUUGUUGAAUUAGGUAUAAGCAGAAGACGAAUCUACGGUUUAUUCAUUAAUCGUGAUAAUUAUUUAUUUCAUUUCUUUCUAUUGAAAAUUCCGGCGUACACGCACUAAUAGUACUUGCAUAUAUAUACUAUAUUAUAGUGUAGUAGAUAUUUAAAUACAGAAUAAUUUUCAUCAAUAACAGGCAUUUAUAUUAUAUAAUAAUUAAACAUUUUAAUUAAUUUAAAGCAGUAAAUAGCAUUGUCGUUUUAAUUAAAUUCGCGUUUUGAAUUUAUUUCAUUCGCCUAAGUAAAAUACCGUGCUCUUCUCAAAGGGGUUUUAACUUAAUUUUAAAGUACUUAUUCGGCGUUUUCACUAAUUUCGAAAAGUAUAAUAUUUAGUAUUUUAAUUUAUAAUAGGACACGGUCGUGAUUUAUACAUAAGUUUCAGGAAGUACGUGUUUUGGCUGUAACUAGGCCAACCGACACUUUUACGCGGUAUACUAUUAAAUUUUAGUAUAGUAAAAGAAAGCCAAAUGUAUAAAAGAUUUUAAAAAAAAGUUGUUACUGGGGACGGGUGCGGUCACUGUUGUAAAUGGGUAGUUGGGAAGGUGGGACGGUUAUUUAAAUUUUUACCUGUAAGCAACGAUAAACCAUUGCUAACGAAAAACGAUUCUGAACGAAGAAUAAAUCUAAAAUAAAACAAAAAAUGUGCUUUUUUACGACAAAAACGAUUGUUUGAAAAGGAUUAAAAUAAUACAAAUUUAAUAAGACUAAAAAAAUAAAUCUCGAAUAUUAAUAAGAAUUUCAAAAAAUAUUCUUUCUAAAGUACCAACUAGAGUCAAAAUUAAAAAUGUCUAGAAUAAAAGUUAUUUACAGAGAGGAAAAAAAAUAUACAUCACAGUAAAACUAAUAGAUUCCUCACUUCACUCAGAAUUUAAAAUAUUUUUCUUUUUUCUUUUAUAACACUUCUAAGUACGAGUUUAUUUUUAGAAAAAAUGGGAAACUCGUCAUAUACCUAAACUAAAUAAAAAAAACAACCAAAUGUUUCCAACAAAACAUAGAUAAGAAAUCAAAAAAUUCAAAUACGUUUUCAAAAUUAAAAUUGAGCCACUUGUAGUGGGUGAAUUUUAUUCCAGGUUAGUGUUCUAAAUAGUCUUAAAAACGGCCGUGUCCCUUUCUCUUAAAUGGGGAAAUGGGACUUAUCGGCAAUAGAGGCGAAAAUACAUGCUACCGUGAAAAUUAUUUUUGUGUAAAAAAAAUUUGAAUUUAUAGGUUGUGUAAAAAAAUAUAAUCACGUAUAUUGGUAGAUAAAAUUCAAAUUGACAAAAGUUUCAUCUCUAAAAAUAAGGCUGACAAAAAAUAACAGUAAUUUUUAUAUUGGUCGGAAAUGUCAUAGUGAAGGUCAAAGAUCUGCGCGAUUUUUUCUGGCAAUGUGAAAUUUAUACGAGUAUGGGACGAAUAAAUUAUGCUGAAAUGAUGAAUAAGCGAAUAAAUCGGUUGAUGAUAAACAAACCUAAAAUUUGGGCUUUUGUAAAUUCUUUACGAAAAAUACAAGUAAGAACAAAUACACAGUAUGAAAAUUUGGUAACGGGUUAUAGUCCGCAAAAAAAGUUUGAAAAUGUAAGGCCACACGGAUAUUUUAUGUGACUAUAAAUUACCCAAAAUUUUAUUUUGAAAAUAGUUUUAACCUUAGCAUGUAUUUUUGCCAUUGUCGUCGCUAUGGCAUGCAGUGCCGAAACAGCAGCACCGAAAAGUCCUAUGCCCCUUAAAUGGAUAUCGGUCUACUGGUUAGUGAAAAAAGUAUUAUUAUUAAUGUAGCUAUAUUAAAAGGUAAAAACAAUUUUCAAAUUUUAAAAAUUAUCAUAUGUGCCUACCUAAGAAUAAUAAUCAUUUUUAUUACAAACGAAGCAUAAAUGUUUCGUAGUUACUAUUUAAUAUUUUAAUCGUAUAUUUGGUGUAUUUCAUUAUUAUAAUAUUAUUUAGACAGGUGAAUAUAAUAAUAUAUUAUGAGAAUAGCGGUAAAUAGGUUAAUAUUUGUGUUCUGAAUUCCCUACAACGCAAAUUAUUUGAAUAGCGUAAAGAACUAAUACUGCUGAUGGGUGUACUACGACAGUUGUUCGAUAGGAAGUUGGGAAAGUAGGUUAUUAUAUAAAUUAGUUUAAUUUAUAUUUGUAAAAUUCAUGAUAGUAAACCUCGUGAUAGAAUUCAAGUAUUUUUGCCGGACGAAAACAAUCUUAUCUACAUAAAACCAAAUAAAAACUAUAAAAAUUCAUCAGAGUUUGACCACGUCGAACCAAUCGAAAAUAAAAAUAAAUCGUUUUAUUGCGUAGAUUUUCCCAUUAGUUUUUUUCCUAACUCUUUAAAAUAAGACAAGCGGAAUAAAAAAUUAUUAGCACCAACUAGAAAACAUUUUCUUUCAGAAAAGAUGUUACAAUUUAAAAUCGGAUCAGGAAUUCUGGUAGAAAAGUUGUUUUCGUAGAAAAACUAAUACAUUUCCUCAUUGCGCUCAUAAUCUAUAAGGAGAAAUAUACGUUAUGAAUAAUCAAUGAAGGAAAGUGGUUUUAAUAAAAUAUAUCGUUUACGUCUUUUACUAAUGAUUGUAAUAAAUCGACCAUGGUUUCUUACUUAAAUUUCUUAAUGUAGGUAAGUUCGUAUUUUCAAUAUUAAAAUUUAUGUACAUCUAUUAGUUUAAACCUUAAUGUUUUAAGUAAUUGGCAUUUUAGUUUGAUUAAAAUCAUAUUUUACAUAAAACAUAUUAUACAGAAUUAAUAUUAUAAAAUAUAGAGUUGAUUAAUAUUAUGAUUAUUGUAACGUACUUAUAAAAUAUAAAGCAGCAGUUCACAACAAUUAAAUAAAUUCCUUCGUAUAACUAAAGGAACAAAUUUAAUUGAAUCAAUUAUAGCUUGCAGGCAAUGUUAGAGAAGCUCACUUAUCUUCAUUGGCCAUUUCUUUGUAAAAUAUAACGCGUAUGCAGAAACAUAAUAAAUUAAAUUUUGCUACACAAAUUAUUAUAUAAGUAUAAUUAUUCCUCCAUUGUGAUAUUCGAUCAAAUUUGUAUUUGGACUUUGAUGACAGAAGGUGUUACACGUUAAAUGUAAACAAAGUGUAGUUUUUACCCUGUCACUGAACUAAAAAUUUGGUUGGUGGUAAAAAAUCUCAUGGCUGGUGGCGGGUGUUCCUGUUCCCUAAUGUCAUAUUAAAUGUUGAAAUUGUUUAGAAAAAUGUACUAAGCUUUUGUACAAAGCUGGCAGUUAGACUCUAUUAACAUAACAUUUUUAUGAACAAAUAUGUGUAGGAGAGAGAAAUUUAAAAGCCUUAUCUCCAUGAAAGUUUUCCUGGAAGUUUGGUUGGGUUUAGUUCUCGGGAACGCCCCUUCAUUUUAUGUGAGUAUAAUUUCCUUUAACCAUUAAGCAUAAUAAUAAUCAUAAUAUUAUGGAAUAACAGUAGAAACAUAUAAUGUACUUUUGACAGGAAAUAUUAUAACUGCGUCACACUAACGAUAUUUGUUUUACGCUGUAAUUAUUAUCGUUGUAUAUGUAGCAUUAUGCAAAUUGAGAAAUGAUUAAUUCGUUUUGUAAUUUCACACAAAAUUUAUAUGAAACAGCUAUUUUAUCUAGAAGGUUUCUCAGCGAAAAUGUACGGAUUUAAAGACAGAUGUCUUUCGUUGUCCUAGUUCACCCAACUUUAGUCCUGCCAAAAUAUCUUGAUUCUUUACAUAUAACCGAAACAAUUUUAAUUUAAUAUAUUGUCAUAUAUUGCCUGAAAAUAGGCAAUUUAUUUUCAACGAAAAUCUACGUACAGCUCUCGAAAAUAUUCUCCUCUUAAAAUUUUGUAUCAUGUGUUCAAGUUUCAAUUUCAACGAAAAUACCAUAAAUGUAUAAUCCAUGUAACGUAAUUAUUAUAUGUUGCCCAUUAUUAGUUGGACUGAAAUGGUAAAUGAGUAUCACUACGUUCCUUAAAGGAAAUUAACGUUAAUAGACAAAUACAAUUUUGGAAUUGUUUUUUGCCUCUCCCCUUUCAUUUAAAAAUCCUAAUUUCACCACUGAUUAGUAAUAACGUUUGCCGGAAAUGUUAUAUUUAUAGAUCGUUUUUAGAUUUUGAUCAAUUUUUGUGAAGUCGAAUUACGCGCGUUGACUGUAACAGUAUUAUAGAAUAAUUCAAAAACACAGGCACUCUGUAUAUUAUAUUAAGAUUCUUAAAAACAUCGACCCAUCGUAGUAGUAUUGCAUAAAAUAAUAUUUUUUUAUUUACUAAAAUCCACAAAUAUAAUCGAUCCUAGAGACCUAGACUGUAUAUACUAAGCAUAUCAGAGCAGACGUGAUGUAAUUAAUGACUUUAUAAAAAAUGUGUGUUAUGUGUCCCACAACACCGUGUAAAUAUUUAACGGACAAUACUUCAUCAUAGCUUUUAGUUAUCCCUACCUAUUUUUUUUUUUGGCCGAAAUUCAGUGGUGGGAGGGUCUUAAAAAAAAAACCGCAUACAAAACGCAUAUGUUAUAAACGGCGACUAUUGAAAGCUCCAAAGACUAAUUCACAUAUUUUGUCGAAUAUUAAUAGUUCUACUCAUCGAUUUUAAUUAUACAUACAGUUUUUAAUUUAUCUUCAAUAUUGUCUAUACGUAUCUAUUUAUUUCGUCAAUCUUAAGUCUAUACCGAAAAGAUUAAACUGGACAAGUUGACGAAAUUGCAAACAUAUUAUCCGGAUCGCGUUUCACAAACCCGGGUUUUAACCUAGGUGCCUAGAGACAACAAUUUUCUUACCUAGGUAUGUAAAUCGACGUUUUUCCUCGUAAACAUAGUUAUUCCAUGUUUUAUCCGUGAGUAUUUGGGUUAGGGUAAUAGGAGCUUAUUAUGAUAUAUAGCUCUAAAAAUGUUAAUUCCAUUUUUGGAUUUUUUUUUUUUUUUAAAUUAGAAAUAAAAUUACAUUUUUUAAAUAGUUAUACAUGUAUUCAUAUUUUAAUUUUUAAAAAAUGUUGUUAAUUAAACUUCUACAUAUUAAUAUCAUCACAUCUUAAUAUAAAAAAGAUAAUUACAAUAAAAUAAAUGUUAAUAUAUAUAUGAAGAAAAACUUAGACUGGAAUAUUAUACAGAUUGUGAACAGUAUUUAAGAACGGUUUUAAUUUUUGAAAAGCCAGUACAUUACAAGUGUAUGUAGGUUGGAAGUAGAAAAAGUAAGAUAUUAUAGAGGAAUUCUAUUUAUAUCUGUUUGCUACGAUAUAUCGUUGCUAACGAAAAAACGAUUCUGAGAGAAAUUUAAUUAAAAAGUGUAUUCAAUUUUAACUAUAAAAUUAAUUAUCAUUGUCCGUGUUCACUGUUUAUGUUUCAAUGUUUGAGCAUUUGUAUUGAUUCUAUUGAGCUAAAAAAAUCGUAUCCACCUAAACUUAAGUACCACAUAUAAUGAACAUUCUGUCAAAUUUUCAAGCAUUUCUGUUUAGUCUAACCAAUUAAUCCAUAGAAUACCUAUUAACUAAAAAUUACGUGAAAAACUUGCAAAAUUUAAAUAGCUCAAAAAUGACCCAAAUGUUUUGAACAUUUUACCACAUCUAGACAGACAAAUAUAUGUUUUCUGUAAAAAUGUCAAAUAGUACCUACCAAUAAAAACACUACGGACAAAUUCUUAAACAUAAACCUAUAAAUAGCUCAAAAAUCGAAAUAUAAUUUGUUGUGUCAAUAUUUAAAUAAUAAAAUUAAGAAUUAAUUAAAAAUUUAUGGUAAUAUUAAAACGCUUAUCAGAAUGAUGAAAUGAUAGUAAGUUUUUCAGAAAAUUGAAAAAAAUAAAAACUAGUUUUUCUCAAAAACAUGUAGUUCUUCUGCAAUGAUUUACGACGUAUUUGCUUAUAUGAGCAAUAUAAAAAUAUCUACUUAAACAAAUAUUAUAAAUUGUUUAUUUUGAAAAAUAUUUAUUUAGUUAUUACGUCUAAUAGAAUUGUUAUGAUCUAUAAUAAUUUUACCAUUGUCAAAGCAGUAUUCGUUAAACGAGGUUUUUAAAUUAAUCUCAAUUAGGGUGAUAUUCCGUCUACAAUGAACUCGAAGGCUAUUUUAUUUAUUUUGAAUGAUGGUUUUUUUAUGAAACUAUUCGGGGCAUGUCACCAGUGUACCUACGGCCGAUGUAACACGAAACACUGCGGGAGUUUGAUAAGUCUGGUAACUUAUAACCAAGAAAUGGUUAUAAUAUUCUGAUAAUCUGUUUAAAAUAUAUAAUAUAAAAUAUUAUGAUAAAGGUUGAAAAUUAUUAUUUAAAAUGGCGUAUUAAAGUAAACGAAUGAAUUUCGUUUGUGACAUUGUAUUUAAACUACAAAAUACAAUUUCAAAAUGUACAAAAUGUAUUUCAAAAAAAUUGUAUAUUUGAAAUGCAUAGGUAAUAAUUAUAGGUACCCAUUUUGUCCAAACCUGCUGGUAAAACACGGCUACCGCACCCGCUACAUAGAAAUAUAUCAACUAUAAUAAUAUUCAAUUUAUCAUGUUAUAAUUUCGACUCGAGUAUAUUAUUGUAAUAUUAUAAUAUUUAGAUUUAUGAUGCGUAUUAUAAGCAAAACGGCGCUUAUCGGUAAUCCAUCUAAAUUCUAAAUAACAUAAUAUAAUAUUAUUAUACAAUGUAUACAUAGUUUCCAAACACUUAUAUUAUUUUUGUUUACUUUAUCAAUCAAUCUGUGUGUAAAUGUGUGAUAACACCCGUGUUAUUAUAAUGUAUUUUACAUAAUAUAAACAUUUAAACAUUUCAAUCGCAAACUGUUGUACAAAAUUAUUAAAUGUAUACAUCACUUUCUCAUUUUCGGGAUAUUAAAUAAUAGGUAUAAUUACUAACAGAAAUCAUAAUUCGAAAACACUAUUAUUUGACUAUGAUCGAUCGAGCUGUAGUUUUUUUUUUUUAUGCCGUGGUGAUAUUAUUAAAGAUAUCGUCUUUCACCAACCUUGUGUGCAAAUUUCUCUACUUUCUACAGGUUUCUGAGUUAUGUUUCUAAGUUGAUUUUAGACGGCGACGUACAAGUAUUGGACUUAUUUCGAAAUCACUUUUUCGUCUGAUAUUUUAUUUCAGUCGAGAUACAGCAAAUUAUUCAGCUAUGAUGUAUAAUAGUAAUAAAUCGCCUUUUAGCUUUUAACAUAAGUCGACUAUCGAAGUAUAAACGAACUUUACGCUAAAUCAGCUGUAUUGAUCCGAUUGCAUUACAUUCGUUCUCGUGUAAAUAUAUUUUACAUUGCGUUUUUCUUGUAUUUUAUAGUCUUUUAUUACAUCGCAACAAACGUUUGUUUAUUACAUCUUAAAAGUUUUUUGUAUAUUUCAUAUUGACUUUGAAAACGUAUGUAUAAAUAGAUAACCAGCUAAGUGAAGUUAUAUUUGUAUGACUGUGUUUAUGAAACGUGCCUAGUUAAAUAACGUGUCCAUUUUGUUAUUACCUAUAUUAUUACCUUAUAUUAUUAUGACUUUCCAUUAUUGAUCCUACCCUUUCAACAAAAGUUCAAAGUUAUGUUUUCGUUUAGUACGUCCAUAGUUACGUAAACAUAAUAUAGUCACAUUAUAUGUGUUUUUCCAUGUUCCUUUUUGUGAUAACUUCAUAUACAAAACUUAAACUAACAACGUUUUAAAAAUGCUAAAGACUGAUAAUAAUUAUAUACCAAUGCAUUUAUUUUGAUUUAUAUAAGAAUUUAACUUUAAAAAGAAAAUCCCUGCAUUUAAUUAAUACGGUGAUCUCAUAUAAAAUAAAAUGCAAUUACCCACCUAAUAAAAACGCAGGUAUACUUUUUAAAGUACCUAGUUAAAAAAUAUCUAAACGCCGAGUGUAUUAUAUUAACAUGACAGCCAGGAUUUUUUGAAGAAGGGUGUCAUGUGUCUACAUUAAAAAAAAAGUCUUUUAACACAUUUAUAUUACUUAAACAUGAAUAUAAGGGGGUAUCCAUACACCCAAAACACCCCUCUGCGCAACGCCAUUGAUGAUAGAAAACGAACAGCGUUAAUAGUUAUAAACACCUGUGAGCAGCAGAGUUUCGUCACUAAAGUUGAAUUACUCCUAACUUAUUUCGUAAUAUAGAAAUAUUAUUUACAAAUCAAUAUCCGAAUACAAUAGUACCACAAUAUAUACUAUACUGUACUACUUUCAAAAAUAUAGUGAAAUUUGAUAAUCAAAAAAUGGAGGACAGGUUUAAAGUUGAAAACCACAAAAGGCACAUCCUUGAAACUAAUACUAUGGUUAUUUAAAAUAUCAUCCCCCUGACUUCAUUUUAGGCUAUAACUAGGACUGUUCAAAGCUAAAAAAUCAUCCUCCUCCCACAACAAAAUGAUAAAAUCCAUAUUAUGUCUGAAUAUGAAUUUUAAAUUCAUCUAUAAAACAGUUCUACUUCCCGAGUUUGAGCACAUUUGGUCCAGAGGGAACCACUAAAAAUCUCAGCAAUUAUUUAUCGUUGCGUGCUGAUAAAUAUAAAUUAAAUAACUUUAUGUAUCUUACCAAUCUAAAAUAGUGACACACCCAUCAGUAGUACCAGCCAUUUUUUUUUUUUAGAUUUUCGUGCGUUUUUUUAAAUUUUUAGUGCUAGGGAGUAUUUAUAUUUGUACGCCAUACAUACGCGAAUAUUUAUAUAUUUUCCUAUGAUAUAGAUAUAAGUAACGAACCCUGGUUAUAUUAGACAUCUUAAUUCCUCUUCCUCAGCAAAUUUCAAGGCGUUUCAUAUGUGUAUAUCCUCGGUGACGUUUUUUAUAGAACCAUAUAAUAUACCAUUUAAACCUAUAUUCUUCUGAAAGUUAUCAAGGUUUAACAACAGAAUAUGUUUUGUAUCGUAUCCGGUUUUGUAUUAUCAUAUAGUAAUAUAUGAUAAUAACAAUAGAAAAUAUUUUUUUUUUAACUUUAAAGGGAGAGCUCUCAACCAAGGACUAUUAUGAAAGGUUGUUGCUUGCUACAUACAGAAAUUUACGAUAAUACUAUCAUUAUUAUUAUUUAUGAACCAUUUGUCAAUAAUGAAGGGGAAGUGACAAAUAUUUUAAUGUCAUUAAUUAAUACCUUUAAUAUAGUAUAUGGAUUUUGUAAACUACAUAGCCAGUAGUUAUAUUUUUUUUGAAAAAAUUAUAAAUUAUUUUAAAACAAUAAACUUUUUGAGAGUAUCUAUAGAUUAUAAUGUUUUACAAUCACACUCAUUCACGAUUAGUAUUUAUGAUUUCCAGUAACAGGACAUGUUUUACAUGUUAUUUUUUAUGUUAUACGUGUGUUAUACUAGUUCCGGGAUCAACGUUUGAUCAUCAAACUAUAUUGUCUUGGCAAAUCAAAAUUAAAUUAAAAUUGAAUUUAAAUGUACUAAAUUCAGUUAAUAAACUUUCAGAAAUUAACAUUUAAAAAAAAUACAAUUAAAUUUUUUUUAACUAUCUUAAUUUUAAAAGAGUGUAAAAGAAUAAAAAUAAAAAUGUGCACCUCUUAUACGGCAUUUUAUAUAUCAUGUAAUCAUAUAACUUUUAAUCUCAUUUUCGAAAUCAUUAGGUGCUGUAAUAUUUAAUUAUUAAUUUCUAUACAUAGGAUAUAAUAAAUUAUCAAAAUAUUGGCUCACAGUGUAUUACUAAAAAAAAAUGAUUGUUUUAAAAUUGUAAAUGAAAAUGUAAAUCAUUUAAUUCAAUAUUGAAUGUCAUUAAAUUCAAAAAGAACUAAAACCGAGAUUCGAUAGAAUUCUAUUAUUUAGUAUUUUGUAAAUUUUUAGACUUUAAAAUUUGAAAAAUGAUUUGUAUUUAAAGUAUAUACAUUAAAACUAUUAUUACUUUUAAAAUUAUGCACCAAUAUAGUUUCGAAAUUAUACAAUAGUAUAAUCUGAAUACACUUGUAAUAACCAAAUAGGUAGGUAGCCGGUGAAUAGACUACAAAUGAACAAUGACUAUGAAUAAACUAUAUACAAUAGUAUAUAAUCUGAAUAUAAUAGGUUACUGAUGAAUAGUAUACUUACUCGUAAAUUUUACAUGGUCAUAAAAGUUCCAUUAAUUUUUAAAUAUUAAUUGCAUUAUACUUGACUAGUUAGAUUAUUUUAUAUUUCUUACCUAAGCAAUAAUUAAUCAAAUGAAAAUAAAUUAUAAAUAAUAAAUGAUCGUGUAAAUGAUUAAUUAAUAACUUAUAUUAUUUUAUAGAGAUAUAUAGAGAUAAUUUAUUAAUGAUCUUACAUGUUCACUUACAACGAAGUUGUAUAGGUAUUAGGUUAAUUAUUAUUAUCGUAUUACAAAAACAAAAUUAAAAAUAUGAAAAUCGAUUAAAUGUUUGUCGUUAAAAAUAAUGUGAGAAAAUGAGAAAUUAUACCAUUUCAAAUCAUGUAAGCUAAACAAUUGUAGACAGGCAAUCUAUUAACCUACUAUAAGAAAUAAGCUUUAAAACAAAAUACUCGUACAAUUGGAAAACCGAGAACAUCUAUAAAUAUGUUAAAAUUAUAAUAAUAUGUAAAAUAUUUAUUAAAAAAAAAUUUAAAAAAUGAUAAUUUUACGGUUAAAUAUAGAGAUUCAAAAUUGUAUUCGUAAAAUCAUUACAAUGAAUAAAUAAUAAUGUAUGCGUGUUGUUAAAAACAUACAAUUUUAUAUAAUUUCAACAGCUUAUUUCGUUUCAAAAAAUCACAACAAUUAGAUACUUAAAUUUGUUUGUUGACAGUGACAAUAAAUGCAAUAUAAUGACCAGUGAUAGAUUGAGUGCUUAAUGAAUAGACCCAGGUGGCUGAGGUACAAGAAGUCCAAUCAGUUACCGAUUAAGCCUAGUCGGCUAAAUUAAGUACUAUUAGGUAUAUGACGUAUUCUACAACUUAGAUUAAUACAAACAAAUUAGUGAUAAGAGAUGUGUAACUUAAGAUUAUCAGUAAAAUUAAUGGUACCUACUCUAUCAUUUACAUUAUUAUUUUUUGAAUUAUACUUACAUACAUAAUUAUAUAAACAUAAGACAUAAUUUUUUUUUUCUAGAGUACAAUAAAAUUAUAUAGGAUUUUCAGGAAGCCCUCCAAACAAAUCCUAGGUGUGCCUCUGAAGGUUUUUAGUGAUUUUUUCUGCGGAAAAAUUGUAUUGUCCGCGUCAGCAAUUAGAAAAAGAUCGUUAUAGACAGAUGUCAAACAAAAAAAAAUGUCCAACUACGCAGUUAUAUUUUUGACGGGAUCAUAAUAUUUUAUUCGUAAAGAGAAGUGUCUGUCAGUCUGUCAGUAGCGGAUACAUGGAUGGGAAACAAUAGGGACCAUAACUCUCCUUUUUCACUCUCUAAUUUACUAUUAGUUUGAUUUAUCAGUGAGCUUACCAUAAAUGUAUGCCUUACAGGCUUUUUUAAAAUUGCUGCCCCCUGUGAUCUUAUCUUAAAUUCACCACUAGUGUCCGCCAUAUAUAAGUACUUGUCAAGACAUAAUUCAUUGUAUUGUCACUUAAAUCCAAAUUCCCUACAAUUAUUUAGAUUCUAUGCGAAACGAAGAAUUUAUUAUUUUUACUAUGUGUUGUUUUUGUUUAUAUAAACUACCUUUCGAUAAAAACUUUUUAGAAAAUUUUUUGUACUAUUUUAAAGGUCAUUUCUUGUGCUUUUUUUAUAAUUGGGGAAAACCUAGAAAAAACGUCGGAGAAUGGUAAUGUAGUUACGUAAUAACGAUUAAUGUUAAUUUUUGAAAAACAUUUUUUUAGGGCAAUUCAAUGAAAAAUUGAUAAUCACAGAACCUUCAAAUUAUCACCGAUUACUUAUUUAUUAGUACUUAAUACCUUCUAGAAAUAGUACAAUUUUCAAUAUAUUCUGGUGUUCUUUGAAUUAUUUAUAGUUUAUUGAAAUUCAUUCUUUUUCUAUUUAAUAUAGUUACAAAAUUUUGCUAUUUCUAUUUACAGCAUUAAAAUUUGUUAAAACAAGAACAGUUUCAAUUUUCAUUUAUCAAAAAUAUGUAUAAAACGAAUUAAGCCUAGAAUCGUUUUUCGUUGGCAAUUAUUUAGCGUUGCAUACAGUAUACAUACUAAAUUACAUAUUAUAAUAUAUAUUCCUCUUUCCAACUUCCCACCUAUUACAGUGGUCUUCUCACUAACAUUAUCUUGUACAAGGCGCACAAUAUAUACCACAAUUUAGUAUUUUUAUUCAGCGGCUUCAGAACGCGGCCCCCGGAUGGACCACUUUGUAUGAUUACAAAAAAAUUCUGUUUUACAUUACAUAUCAUAUUUUUAAAUAUAUAGAAAUACAAAGAAAUAUAGAGAUCAUAUUUAUAUUUUAGAUUCUGAUUGUUUUAUAAGGAUGUUUAUUUUUUUAUUAUUUGAACACUUUUUCUACAAGAAAGUUCACUUCAAUGAGUCCGAUGUAUACGAUGUAGGCCUAUUUCUAAAAGGCGAUUUUCUUGGAGUGGUACUUAAGGGAGGUAAUUUUUCGAUUUUCUUAAGAGUUUUCCCAGCAAAUGUGAAAAUCAGGGAAAAACAGGAAAAUCGGUACAAUGUUAAACAAUUGUUAUUAAAGAAAAUAUAUAAUACCUAUUCAAUUAAGUAACAUUAUAAUCUCCAUGGCUUAAUACGCCACUGUUUUUAUUGUAUGUACUAAUCUAAAAUGCCAUAUUUUCAUCAAUAUAUAUUUCAGAUAUUGUUCUAAAUGGUCUUUACGAUUUUUUUUUAUUAUUUGACUAUUUUAAAAAUUUGUUUGGACUUACGUGUUUGUUUUAUGGACGUAUGGGCUCUUAUAGAGAAAUUUCUAGACGUUUAUUAUUAUUAUUAUUAUUGCGUGGAGCAAGAAAUUAAAAUUAAUUGAUUUUUUGUAAAUUUACAAGGAAUUACUAUUUUAUAUUUUAGAGUGCUCCAAAAUAUUAUCAUUCUAUGAUUUCAAUUAAUUUGUGUCAGUAAAAAUUACAGGUAUAAUAUAAGUAACGUUUUUAUUAAAAAUAUUACCAAUUAAUGCCAUCAUAUUUGUUAUAACCGGGAAUAACAAUGUUUAUAUGUUUACACAUUACUUUGUGUAUAGUAUUAGGUAAAAUGAUCUAUUUAAAAAGGCUAUAUUUUGAGCAUGCAUUAAUUAGGUACUUAUUUAAAUGCUUAAUAUAUCAUUGAUGUCAUAUUAUAUAUUAAAAACAGUUUGUUAACUGAUAUACGAUAUCAUGUAGGCCAUAAUAAUUGAUUAAAAAAUUCGAAUGCAUUUUAUGUCAAUCGAUAAUAUAUUAUGUACAAAUGAUUAAGAUUAAUAAUGUCUGCCUACAGUAAUUCGCAUGUAAUUUCUGAUGAAAUUCCCAGUGAGUGCGAUUGAAAAAAAAAACAGCCAAUUACGAUGCUCCAAUGGAUAAACAUAUAUUGUCAAUACAAUGUAUUUUCGAAUAUUAUCACUAAAAAAUACGUUGCUCUUUAGAACAUGUUUUAUCAUUUCGAUGAUAAUACUCGUAUCAACGGCGUUGAAUUACCGAAUACCCGAUUAUAUUUAAUUAAUAAUUAUUAUAUAAUAUUUCAGUCGUGUUAAAUAUUUCGGUAGACCUAAUCCUACAAUGGCAUACAUCAGGUACUUACUGCAGUAUAUUUAUGGGAUUAUACGGUAUGGUUUUUAUUGUUAAAAUCAUAAAAAAAUUUUUUUUAAAGUCUGUGAAAAUUAACAAUAAUUUAUGAAGGCUUAUUUAUAAAAAAAAAAAAAAAUUAAAAUAUGGUAGGUAUUAAAUUGUCGGUUAGUUUUUCAACGAUAUUAAUAUUAUUAUAUUUGUGUUUUAUAUCGGUAAACAAAUCGUUUGUUUAAGUUUAAUUUCUAUAAAAUUCUUUAAUGUGGAAACACAUAAUAUUGAUUAUUAUGAAUAUCUAUUAUUUUAUAAUAAAAUAUAAAGUAGAAUAAAAAUAGAAUAAAUAUUUAUUUGAAUAAAAUUUAGUUUCUAAAUAUAAUAACGUUCAAACACAAAUUGUACUUUCUUGACAACAUAAAAAAAAAGCAGUUAAAAUGUGUAUAUAAAUAGGUAAUACAUUUAAAACUAAUACUAUAAUAAUGCGUUACCCGCUCUUCGAUUGUAGCUUUAAUCACUACAAUGUGCAGAGAACUUAUACUAUUGGGCGUGUUCUGUAUUUUGUGAUCUGUCUGAGUAUAUAAAGAAAAGCGAAUGUAAAUUCAGGCACAUUAAGUCUCUGGAAGAGUUCUUGUUAUUUUAAACAAUUAAUCGUAUAGUGUAAAAUAGUUAAACAAAUUUUCUAUGAAAAUGGAAACUUUAAUCAAAAUUAAAAAUGGCUUCGCAUCUCUGGAAUUGCAGUCGUAUUAUAAAAUGGUAUUUAGUUACAUUUAAAAAUAUCAGAACAAUGAUUAAUAAACACUUAUGUAUUCAGUAUGUUAAGGUUUUAGUUUAAACUAUCUGAACUAACUAUUUAACUAUACGAUGCCUUAACGUUUAUGUUUUAAAAAUUUAUUUUUUAGUUAGCUCUCAAUUUCUUUUACUUUUUCAUAGUUUUAAUUUAUUUUGUUUAAUAUAGAAUGUAUCUAACCAAUUAUUUAAUCCUAACUUGAUUUCAGGACAAAUUUGGCUUCGGUAAAAUGGACGAUACUAAUAAGCCAUUAUGCUCGUACAGUAUAGUACCUAUCACUUCCGACGACAAAGAGACAGUGGCUGCAUUUCUAAGACAAUUCUUUUUCCGCGAUGAACCCUUAAAUGUAGCCAUACAGCUACUAGAAGAAACUGAUUCGGCGACAAAACUCAAGAAUUAUUGUAUUGGUUACUUACAAUAUGGUUAGUUUUAUAUUGUAGUAUAACUGAUUAGUUUCAUACAAAACAUUGACAUCACGUCAUAAUAUUUAAAAACAAUACAUUGUUGUAGUCGAAUACUAGCAAGAAAAUUUGUAAAAAAAUCUAAAUACUUUAUAUUAGUUCAAAAAUAUAAUAAAAUCUCUAUACUGAAAAGUACAAUAUGCUUAAAAUAAUAAAUUGAAUUGAUUUUUCCAUUAAAUAUAAUAAUAUAAAAAUCAGUAUUAUAUUUUUAUUUAUAAAUAUUAAUAAACAUUUAAAUGAUUAAGUAUAAAAUUUGCAUUUUUUUUUUAUUGCAUUCAAGGAAUGACAUUCAUGGCAUUGUCUAAAACUGGAGACAUUAUGGGUGUGAUUUUGAACAACAUAAUGCACAGAGACGACGUAGAAGAAGACGAUGACGAUGUCGGAACUUGUAACGAAAAUUCUAAGUUUAAGGAAAUCGCAAUGCUUUUGGACAAAAUCAAACGGGAAGCAGACGUUUUUACACACUAUCCAACUGUAGAUCGUAUAUUGGAAAUAAAAAUUGUGACCGUAAACGAGGCAUACAGAGGCCAAGGAGUAUGCAAGGCACUUGUCGAUAAAACCAAGUACAGUACAACAAAAUUUACUAACAAGCAUGACAAUUAUUAUGAUUAUUACUAUAAUAAUGUUCUUAGUGUAACAAAAACCGCGGUAGUAUCGGAUUAUUUUUAUUGACGCAGGCGAAGUCUUACGAGUAUUUUUCAAUAACUUUCCAAUUAUAUUUUAUUGUAUUUAACUUUGUUACAUUACAAUAAUGAACCAUUAAAAUUACAAUAAAAAAUAAAUAGAAUUAAAAACUCGUAAUCGAAUUUGAACGUAUAGGUAUUUAAACUUAAAAUACAUGCUAAAAUCUUUUGCGAUAUAUGAAAAACUCAAAAUGUCUAAUAUUUCAUAUGAAAUGUAUACAAUAUGAAUUAUUUAUUAAAUUUAUAACACUAUUAAAUUAUAGCCAUCUACGUUAAAAAUUUGAUUAAAAUAACGAUACUAAUAUUGCAGCUUUUUCAAUCUAAAAUAAUCGCACUUUCGACAUAAUCAACAUAAUCAAUACAAUAGUAUAACAAAUAUUAACUUUUAUUAACUGCUUUGGAUAACUCGCGUCAACAACGAAUAAAAACAAACUAACAGUGACACAUGCCCAACAAAACUCGUUACUUCACCCGACCUAUCGGCUUUUCAGAUAUCGAAAUUGUAUAAAUACUUUGAUAAAACGCCACGCUAUUCCCAUGUCUUCCCUGAUUGAAUAUUCACUAACAAUUACAAUAGAAUAUUAACAUAAACGUUGUCUAAAUAUGUGAUAAACGGCGAUUUUUGGUAAAUAUAUAAAAUCAAAAAUAUAGCUCGCUUAAUUGAAAAUCACGUGAAACUAAUCCAUCAUUUGCCUAAAUUAAUUUAUUAAGUCAUAGAAAAACAAAAUUAUUAACGUUGAAAUCCGAGUCCAAAUAACGUUAUAAAAAAAAAAGAUCCAUUUUAAUAUGAAUGAAUACAUGGGGACAAUAAAGUAUCUGUUUUUUUUUUUUAUUAUUUUUGUAAAUAUUAUUCAUAUCUGUAGCACCGCCGAUACAAAAACCAUUGCAAAAACUACAACUUAUAUGCCAUUUCGAUUUUCAGAGAACUAGCAUUGGAAAAGGGAUGUAAAAUGAUUUAUGUGGAAUGUACCAGUCAUUUUUCUGCCAAAGCCGUCGAGAGACUUGGAUUUAAAUGCAUAUAUUCGCUGGACUAUGCCGACUAUGCGAACGAACAAGGUGAAAUUGUGUUCAAAACACAAUCUCCACACAAACACGCCAAAGUUUUUGUAUUACUAUUGUAAUAAUGAAAAUACUAUUCGAUUUGAACCCAUAUAUAUACCCGCCCAUUUACCUUAAAAUGAACAAUAUUAAAGUAUUUCAAAAUACACCUACUGUUAUUAUUGUAAAUAAUAUUGUUCAACGACUUUAUAUUAUAUUGUACGAAUCUAUUCAAAAGUCAAAAUUAUUUAUCCACAUAAAUAAAUAUAUAUAUAUAUUACUUUAUUUACAUAUUAUACAAAUUGUUGGUAAUAUUAUAUAAAAAAAAAAAAAAAAUGUACUGACUUUGCUUUGUAUACGUAUAUUAUUGUUAUAUUAUUUAUAUCUCAUUCAAAAUAUUAUACAAUAUAUAUUAUAUAUUAUAUACUUAUCUUUACAUUUUUUAUAUAUAUGUGUUUUGUUAAAUUUUAAAAUAACGGAAAACUCGUGGUUUUUAUAAUACAAAUAAUAUUAUGUACUAUGUAAUAUAAAAAAAAAAAAAAAAAACUAAACAAAUUGUGUAAGACGCGAGUACAAUAUUAUUAUAAUAAACUA